AUGUUCGGAAGACAUGGCCAUUUACCUGCAGUCCUCGCCCUUAAUGUCACUGUGCCGGACUCUGAACCACUCCUCCCCAAAUCCAAGUGGGUCAAAGAGCAUAAGCGGCACUUGGAGGAUGCCAGAAAGAUUGUGAACUCCAAAGUGGAAAAGGCCCAACAAAGAAAAAAACAGGACUUUGAUCUCCAUGUGGAUGCUGAGCCCUAUGGCCAGGAGACCCGAUCUGGCUCAGAAACAAUCAUCCACUCAGGAUCGUGGGAGCGAGAGCCAUAUACAGUGGUGGGCAUAUCCUCGUUGGAGGGCUGCAAGAUCCAGAUAGUAGUAGAGCAAUGUAGUGGAAUGGAGAAUAUUAGGAAUCAUACUCAUGCACUGGCCAGUUACACUUACUCUGUGCUUUCUGGUCUGCGUUAUACUAAUGGACAACCUGUAGUAAGUAUCUACACUGGCUCAGAAGUUAGGACUAUCGAUGUGCAAGGUCCAAUCAUUAAUUUUAAUGUGAUGGAUGAAAAUGGAGGCACAAUCGGCUUCUCUCAGGUUGACAAACUAGCUAGUCUGUAUAAUAUUCACUUGCGUACUGGCUGUUUCUGCAACACUGGGGCCUGCCAAAAGCAUUUGGGAAUAAGCAACGCUGAAGUAAUAAGCAACUUACAGGCUGGGCACGUAUGUGGAGAUAACAUGGAUCUAAUUGAUGGGCGACCUACUGGCUCUGUGAGAAUAUCAUUUGGAUUUAUGUCUACAUUUGAGGAUGCCAAAGCAUUUUUAACCUUUAUUGUAGAAACUUUCAUAAAAAAGUCAUCACAAAGAACUGUACAAAAAAUGGACUAUGAAACGUUUCCGAUAAUCAGUCUGCCACAGUCAGAAAGCAGUGAAGAGAAAGGUAUUAAUUCCAGUGGAAAAAUCACAGGCAGCACAAGGGUCACCCAAAGCCAAAUAUUGUCCAAUCUAUCUACACUAGAACGUGCUUGCAAAUGCAAAGUUAGAAAAACCAUGACAACAAAUAAGGCAAUCACGCUCAGUCACAUCUACAUUUAUCCAAUCAAGUCAUGUGCAGCAUUUCAGGUCUCCCAGUGGCCAGUGGCAGAGCAGGGACUUCUAUUUGAUCGGAACUGGAUGAUUGUGAAUGAAAAUGGAGUUUGCUUGAGUCAAAAGCAAGAGCCUAGACUGUGUCUUAUCCAUCCAUCAAUUUAUACAAUGAAAAAUAUUAUGAAAAUUCAGGCAAAAGGUAUGCCCUCAAUUGAAAUUCCACUAAAUGAUAACUUGACAAUUCAAAUAAGUCAAAACAAAGUUUGUGGAGAUAGGGUUAAUACAUACGACUGUGGAGAGGAAGUUGCACAUUGGUUGUUUUGUUUCCUGGCUCGCAAGUAUCGUUUGAUAAGGCAGUCCUCAAGUUUUCAUCGAUAUGUAGGUGCAAAGAGUAAAGGACCUGUGGAUGCAAGUUCACCUUCACUUUCUUUAGUGAAUGAAGCCCAGUACCUUCUGAUAAACACAGCAAGCAUUUUUCACCUAAGUCAACAAAUACCAUUCAGAGAGUACACAGACCCUGCAGAUAGAUUUCAAUCUGAUCAAAUGACUCAACGCUUCCGAGCCAAUUUAGUUGUUGACAGCAAAAUACCUUUUCAAGAGGAGGAGUGGAAUGAGCUUUUCAUUGAUUGUUUACACUUCAAGGUUUCAGGAAAAUGUACCAGAUGCCAAAUUAUCUGUAUUAAUCAGACAACUGGUGAAAAGAAGAGAGAGAUAUUUCAAACACUGGCAUCCAGCAGAGAAGGAAAGACUACUUUUGGAAUGUACCUUCAGAAUUCAACAUGUUCUUCAUACCCAUCUUUGCUCACAGUAGGCUCAGAAGUAUAUUUUACACCAAGGGAUCCUAUUGAAGAUUGCUCUGAGAACUAAAGAAAUAUUGAGGCAACAGUGGCAUGUAACCAAAGUUGCAAAAGGAUACAGAUGUGUUUAAGAUAUUUUGACUGAAUAAAGAACAUUUGGAUUUCA
This is a messenger RNA of Bufo gargarizans (Asiatic toad), 1986 nucleotides long. It is a transcript of the gene MOCOS, whose product is annotated as molybdenum cofactor sulfurase. The transcript is spliced from 11 exons. NCBI's taxonomy places the organism in Eukaryota, Metazoa, Chordata, Amphibia, Anura, Bufonidae. The coding region runs from base 1 to 1890 and encodes 629 amino acids. Gene Ontology annotation, molecular function: pyridoxal phosphate binding; molybdenum ion binding; catalytic activity. The record is from RefSeq and is a predicted model, not a curated record.